UCGACCGAAAGCAGUCUUAUUAAUACAACAUUUUAAUAUACAUCUCUCAAGACACUCCGAAGUGGUAAUCUGCAAUUACAUCUUUCGCUGCCAAGACCACCCAAAGGCGGAUUCCCUGCGUCUUUAUUUCCCCAUACGCCCUGGAGCUGAUUUCCAACUGGCAGCUCUAAUUUCACCAUCCGCACUGCCGCCUCUCAACCAAUUUUUUCUUUUCUCCUCAUUUUCGUUAUCAAUCUUUGCCGUAACCCGGCUCCCCUUUUCAUUUAUCCAUAUUUACACUGCCAAUUAAUUAAUCACUUACUAUACCGUCCUUCAUUAAGCCACCGUCACCAUGUCCGAUCUCGAACUCAAUGGCGAAGAAGACGCGCCUCUUCUCCCAUCGGAUCAGCAGCAGCGCCAGUCAGAGCUAGAUCCCCAUUGCCGUAUCACUGCAGCAAGAUGGCAGGUUAGCUCACCGCGUACUAUUGUGUACCUGGCUAUCCUCAUCAAGUUCUUUACUGUCGCAAGCGGCAUGCUGUUACUGGUCCCACUGUUUAGAAUCAUUGAAGAUACAAUUUGUCAUGUCCACUACAAUGAUGAUUCCAGCGACUUUAUCGAAGAAAAGAAGUGUAAAGUCAAAGAAGUCCAGGCUCGUCUCGCUUAUCUUCUUGGCUGGUUUGGUCUGGUGUCUUCGGUAAUUUCUUUGGUGGUUGCUUUCCCGUACGGGACUCUGGCUGACAAAAUCGGCCGGAAACCUACGCUUCUAUUAGCAGCAAUCGGAGUGUACUCUUCAUUCGGGUUUAGCCCUUUGCUCCUUGGGGCAUUGAACCAUGUUGUUCGUCGCAACCCCUACAUUCUGAUGCUAGGUUAUAUCUUCCUACUGAUUGGAGGCGGCGUACCUGUCUUAAUUUCGAUGCUCUAUGCUAUUGUGACAGAUGUCAGCCCUCAAAAAGAAAAGGCCCGCAACUUUCUGUAUCUAACAUUCGGCGCAACAGCUGGCGGCUUGCUUGGACCUCUUUUGGCGGGUAUACUCAUGGAGACAUUCAACCCUUGGAUUCCCGUGUAUCUCGCAAUUGCAUCUACCCCGGUCAUGCUCUUCGCCGUUCUCCUUAUCCCGGAGACUAUGCACAUUGUAGCAAAGGCUACUACCGACGACGACGAAUCAUCCGGCCUAGAAUCCAUCCGCACACAUGUCUUCAAAGGUUUAAAAGAUCUCAAGGAGUCGUUUCGGAUGCUCAAAGACGUCAAUGUUCCUCUGAUUCUGGUUACAUUUUUUGUACAAACGCCGCGAUUCGCUGCCUACACCUCCACCUUACAACAGCAUAUUAGCACACACUUUGGCUGGACACUGGCCCAAACCAGCGUGCUCUUGUCGCCAUAUGGCUUGUUGAACUUGCUUAUUUUGGCGCUUUUGCCAGUUGCUGGUGAUGUUCUCAUUUCACCAAGGUUUGGCUACUCCAUUGCUCGCAAAGACUUGUUCCUCACACAAAUUUCAUCCAUUUUGUUGGUUGUUGGUGCCAUUAUCGAAGGCUUCAGCCAGACAAGUGUACUAUUUUUAUUCGGAUUGUUUGUACAAACUCUUGGAGCGGCAGAUAGCCCGCUUGCCCGUGCGACCUUGGUCCACUACUUUGAUCCCGUCUAUACCUCGAGAAUGUACGCCUUGCUUGGCAUGGCUGAGAUUCUAGGCUCCUUUAUUGGUGGCCCCAUAUUGGCCAUCCUGUUUGACAUCGGACUCCAGAAGAGGGAAGGAUGGAUUGGAUUACCCUGGUUCUACGUCGCUGCUCUCUGUUCUCUUGCGCUAGCGGCCCUCUUCUUUGUUCGUCUCCCAAGAACACGACCAGUGGCAGGUGGCGACGACGAAGCUCCAGUCGGCGACGAAGACGAUAUUGUGAUUUAAAUGGUGCGUAAAUUCGUCCACCUAAUCUGGGGUGUUAUCUUUUGUGAUAGAUUUGCUUCAUUUUCUUGUAUAUACCCGAAAUACAGACUCACUGUGAAACAACAGCCCCGAAUGUUUAAGAGUAAAACAGUCGAAGCCUCGCACUUGCGCUGCAAAAGAUCCGCGACACAGUGUAUUCUAUUAAUAACAGAGCCUCA
Molecule: messenger RNA, 2073 nt
Organism: [Torrubiella] hemipterigena
Lineage: Eukaryota; Fungi; Ascomycota; Sordariomycetes; Hypocreales; Clavicipitaceae
Source: the annotation of a GenBank genome assembly